Echinostoma caproni is the source of this 1029-nucleotide messenger RNA. Lineage: Eukaryota; Metazoa; Platyhelminthes; Trematoda; Plagiorchiida; Echinostomatidae. The record is from the annotation of a GenBank genome assembly.
AUGUUCAUUCUCUAUUAUUUCGUAUUCCCGUUUUUCCUGUCCCAAAUUACCAUCGCCAAAAAAUGUCAUUUGUCUGCCGGGGGGGACCGAUUGGAUGUGAACAAUCCGGAAACGUGGAAAUGUUUUGCAGAUGAAGAACUGCAUCAAUUUAAACACACAUUCCCAUAUGAUCAACUGUAUGCCAAAAUGGCUCGACCGAAGAAUGGGAUCCUUUUCAUCGGAGACGGAUUGAGUCUGAGCACGGUGACCGGAGCUCGCUACUUGAAAGCAACCAAUCGAGGAAAAGAAGUUGGUGAAGAAUUACUCAGCUGGGAUACAUGGCCCAGUGUUUCGUUGCUCAGAACCAUGGAUGCGGAUCGAAUGACAACCGAUUCAGCCGCGGCAGCAACUGCCUUGUUCACCGCGCACCUAUCGGGUUGUGAUUGUCUACGAACUGAAAUUGUCCAAUGUCUGGUCGAUGUGUCCCUGAUUUUAGGCACCAAAGGAAUACACUACACACUCGGACUGACGAAGGGCGCAGGCUGUUGCAGCUGUGACGUAAUCAAUCAGACCCAUUACGCCCAAUCCAUUUUGCUCCUGGCUCAGAAACAAGGUUUAUCCACCGGCAUUGUGACCACUACUCGAAUCACACACGCCACUCCUGCAGCAACCUAUGCAAUUUCACCAAGUCGUCAAUGGGAGGCUUAUAUAGAUCCUUCUGCACAGAAAAACCUAAAGGAAAAAAGCCAACAUUGUCUGGACAUUGCCCAACAACUGAUCGAGAAUGGGAUCGACUUCAAUGUGGUUCUCGGUGGUGGUACUGAGAUGUUUCACGGACCGCCCACAAAGUAUUCCUCAACAAAAAUCGGCAAACGCAAAGACGGGAAAGAUUUGCUAAGCGAGUGGGUCCAACGUCAGACACAGAAAGAUCGGAGAUUCAGUUUAGUGACGAAUAAAACACAGUUCGAUGCAGUGGACAUCAAUACAACAGACUAUUUGUUUGGUAAGCACCAAUGUGGACUUAACAUCCGAUUUAGGAUAAGACUUUGA